UUGUAGAACGACAGUCAUUCCUACAUCAUGGUCCAACUCCUGUUUCAGCACCAUGGAUUUUUAAAAUAGAAGUUACGCUAAAAUCCAUCCCUGAAGCAGGGCUUUUGAUUAGUGUGGAUCAGAUGUAAGAGAGUGGCUCGAGCCUGACAUUUAAGAUCAAGUAAUACAUUUUUCCUUCUCCUGGAAGUUUUCUCUCAGUUUGAACAUACCAUUGAAAGCAUCUUCCGUGGGCAGGCAUGGGCUGCCGGGAUGUUCAUGCAGCAACGGUACUGGCCUUCCUCAGUGGAACAGCCUCAGUAGCUGGACUUCUUGCUGCAGUUCUGCUUCCAAACUGGAGGCAAAUGAGACUGUAUACGUUCAACAAGAAUGAGAAGAAUGUGACGGUUUACACUGGACUCUGGAUUAAGUGUGCUCGCUUUGAUGGGAGCAGAGACUGUGUGAUAUAUGACCCACAGUGGUACACAGCUGUUGAUCAGCUGGAUUUACGUGUUCUUCAGUUUGCCCUCCCCCUGAGUAUGUUAACUGCUGUCUCCGCUCUGUUUCUCUGCUUGAUUGGUAUGUGUAACACAGCCUUUGUAUCAAGCGUGCCAAACAUCAAAUUAGCAAAAUGCCUUGUAAACAGUGCAGGCUGCCACCUCGUGGCUGGCCUCUUGUUCCUGCUCGCAUGUGCUAUUUGUCUCGCUCCGUCGAUCUGGGUCAUUUUUUAUAACAAUUAUCUGAACAGAAAAUACGAGCCUGUCUUUAGCUUUGACAUCUCUGUAUUUAUUGCCAUUGCCAGUGCUGGUGGUCUGUUUUUCACUUCCAUUAUGUUAUUUCUGUGGUAUUGUGCAUGUAAAAGCUUACCUUCCCCUUUCUGGCAGCCCCUCUAUUCACAUGCCCCCAGCAUGCACAGCUAUGCCUCCCAGCCAUAUUCUGCACGCUCUCGCCUCUCUGCUAUAGAAAUCGACAUUCCUGUUGUGACACAUGCAUCUUAAGAAUACAAAGUCUGGGAAGCCAAGUUCUUGUGCUUAUUCAAACCAUGAAAAUUGCAGGCUUGAUUCUCUCUACUGCCUUGCACUGGACUUAAUCUUUUCUAAGGUCAAAUUCUUGAAGGUGCAAGGCAACGGAGAACUAAUUUCAUUAACUCCUUUGCAUUUUUCGUAUGUUCCUUCCUGAACAACUUUUUUUUUUCCCUUCAAGCUCACUAGAGACGAAAUUGCUGCUAAUGCUGUGACAGUACAUUAACAGUAGUAUCCUUUCAUGCAAGUAGUUUUGCACAUCUGUUAUUCUUUCUGUUUAUUGAGAUCAAAGUGGAUUUGAACCUCUUUGAUAAGCUAUUAUUAGAUUCUGAUCCCAUUAUAGGAAUUACAUAUGUAGACCUUUGCACCCAUGCAUUACCCAAAUCCUUUGGGGCUAGGUGUAGGGGGUUUACUGAGUUUCUUGUUACAGAUGAGGAAAAUAACCUAGUCUAGUGGAAAGUAUAUGAUCAUUUAGCUCAGCAGAAAGAGCAGAAAGGAGAUUAAGAAAUGGGUUACAAAACCUUUAUUUAGACACAUGUAUUUUAAGAUGUGGUAUUUGGAAAGGGUAUUUGGCAGAUUAAGUAAGUUCUGUAGCAGUGUUCUUUGUUUUGCACUGUACACACAAAAAGCCCCCUGGCUUAUGAACUUCUGCAGUAGAAUUAGUGUCAAAUUACCCUCUAAUUUCAAAGUCGCAAUCAAACUUAGAAAUAAAAUUGAUUUAACUAAUAAUGUUCUUCUGUACUGUAAUUAGCAUUUUCUGAAUCAUUGGAGGCUGGAAACUUUUCUUCCAUUAAUUUUCUUUCUAUUUUUUUAAUAAGUUGUCAAGUUCAAUAGAUCUAUUUUGUGAUUUUUUUAAAAAGCAGAAUUUUUAAAUACAAGUAGUCUUAAAAGCUUGAAUAUUUUAUUUGAAGGCCUUCCUCAAGUAGGCUGAGAAGGCUUUAAAGCAUUAUUCAGUUCUGGAGAGUGAUGUCGUUCACAUUGCAAAAUAGGUUAGGAAAAGCAUGAAGAAUUCUAAAGACUAUGAAACAGUGUUUUGCAGCACUGUAUGAAAGCUGUAACAGUGCUUCGCAGGGAGGAGGAUUAUAACCCUGGAGAAAGAUUUUUAAAUCUGAAUGUCCCAUGUAUAUGCAACUAACAAUGAACCUGUGUAAUUUUUUUUUUCAGAAUUGAUGCUUAUGGGCAGUUUUAAAGGCAGCAUGUUGUUGGACUUUUCAUGCUGUAGCCUAUUUAAUUACUGAUGAAAACUUCACCUUUUCAGUCUUGUUCUUCAACACCUUUCAAGCUGAGCUAACUUAAAAUCCAUCUCCCUCACCUGCCAUGCUGCCACCUCACAACUGGGGAAAAUUUCUCAUUCUUAUUUCUGUAAAGUGAGGUUCCUAAUCUAAGCUUCACAGUAUAGCCUUACAAAGGUCAGAAAAGGUUCUAAAUUCCCAACCUGGGAUGUCUUUAAAGCAUUUUUCCACGUAAAAUGCAGAGCAGGUCACCCCUAAGGAUCAAGGUCAAUCAAUAUAUCCAUUGAAGUUGCUAGGAAAUUUGGAAAAUCAUGACAGGAAGCAGAAGACUAUUAUAAUUUAGGCAAAUAUUUGGACUUGCUCAGAUUUUGGCAAAUUGAGAUCCUGUGGUUAAGAUAUCAUUCCAGUAAGGAAGGUUAUUCUGAUCAGUGGUAUUCUGGAAUUUGGUGGAUAUUUAGAUCUUAAUAAUCCUAGAACAAAUCUGCUUCACUAAAAAUCAGUUUUUUAAUUCGCAACUCUGCAAGCUCAUCCUAAGCUCUGAAAAUCAGUUCAUUUCCUUUUCUGUGCAUUACAAAUAACAACAAUGUUCUACAGGGAAAAUCGUGGUCUGUUGCAAUCUGCAUGAUAAUAGUGUGUUAAGAGGAGUCACUUUGUCCUAACUGGCAGGCCUUAGGCUUCAGAGGGCUAAGUGGGGAAGCUGAUCUCUCCUAAGUUCCUAGCAUAGUCAGUAGAGAGAUAAGCCUUCCAGAAGGUGAUGUAGCAUGCUUGAUUAAAUCAGUCUGAGGAAUUAAUCUUGUAGAUGAUAAAGAAUAGUUAAGGAGGUGGACCCUGAAAGCUACAUGGAUUGAAUACCACCUUAAGUUUUCAAGGCAUGAUAUUAGAUGAAGUAUCUUCUUUCUUUUUAAUCAGCUCAUGACUUGUAUGGAAUCAUGAUAUGUAUGAAGCUAUGCAAGGCCACUUUUUUUCUUCUUCCAAAUUGAACUUUGCUUUACAGUUAAUUGUUCAACCAUAGAUACUGUUGCCGCUCUUGCUUUCUGUGCCCCUGCAUGCUUUAUAAGGUCAAAGCAAAGGGACCAUUAGUUCAUAAUUUCACAUUACCAUCCUUCCAAUCUGUCUUCUAUUCUGUGUGACUUGAUUAAGUUAUGAGCUGGCCAGUAAAUGUUAUUCUGUGGGCACUGUUUUGUGUGCUGUUGGAACCUGAACUUAGUGUUUCACUCACAUUGGAGGGAUGAUAAAUACAUAUGAUAUAUACAAUACAUUUAAAAUGAGCUGAAUCUUUAGCAUCUUCAGCAGUCUGGAAAACUGACUUAGAGUAUUUUCUGUGGAGCAUAAAUGCAGCCAGUGUUUUGUUCUGCAUAGAUUAAAUAGCAGAUGUGUCUGACAGCUCUUUUGCAUUCUGACUUUGAUUUUUAUGCACUAGACUUUCAAUUGGUAUAUGCUGCUGCCUAAGCUGAUAAUGUGUUGCUUUGAAAACAGUGUCUCUUCAAAAAUCUGAGAUGGGCCUGAGUUAUGAAGAGUAGGGAUCCACAAGCUCAGAGAUCCAGAAGAUCUAAGAUUCCAGUGGAGGUUUCAGUUAAGGUCAUCUUUAUCAAAAAGACUGUUGCAUCAUGUUUAAUUUAUAAAAGCACAGCUGAGUUUCUUUCAACAGUGCUGUUGAUGUGAGUUGCAACUACAUCCUAAGCAAAGCUAACUGGAAAUGCUGUGCUCUUUUGGUCCUUGUUUACAGGACAACCUGUGACACUUGAGCUGUGUGCCACUUCAGCAGUUCUCCUGCUAAGUUGUGACCGGGGAAGUAGCAGCCCUCCCUGGAUUUGGGGAGAAGAAAGCUUGCACCUUGCAUGUAUCUGUGGCAGGGGACAGCUGCUGUGGAGCUGUUAGCACCCCUGCUUUUGACCAGCUGCUACUUCUUGGCACUUUGUUGUAUGCAGUACAGGCAUGUUGGUCUAAAGCACAGGAAGAUUUUAAUUUGCGGCUCAUGUAGCCAAAGGUUGGGUGCUCUGGGAUUAUCAAAGUCUGUAUUUUUUUUCAAGUAAUUCCUGACCGCUUUUUCAGUUGUGUUUAACGUGAGUUCUUUUUAUGUAAAAUGGAAAAUGUAUUUUUAAUAAAUCCUGUUCUCAUACA
This is a messenger RNA of Rhea pennata, 4351 nucleotides long. It is a transcript of the gene CLDN12, whose product is annotated as claudin 12. Gene Ontology annotation, cellular component: plasma membrane. The coding region runs from base 237 to 974 and encodes 245 amino acids. The transcript has 3 exons. The record is from RefSeq and is a predicted model, not a curated record. NCBI's taxonomy places the organism in Eukaryota, Metazoa, Chordata, Aves, Rheiformes, Rheidae.